Molecule: messenger RNA, 4499 nt
Organism: Felis catus (domestic cat)
Lineage: Eukaryota; Metazoa; Chordata; Mammalia; Carnivora; Felidae
Gene: STK36
Product: serine/threonine kinase 36
Exons: 27
Coding region: 229-4266 (1345 amino acids)
Biological process (GO): protein phosphorylation
Cellular component (GO): cytoplasm
Molecular function (GO): protein kinase activity; ATP binding
Source: RefSeq, a predicted model, not a curated record
CCUUAGUGGGUCCUGAUGGCCAAGAGAGGGAUCGGAAGUGCCCUAGAAAGUGCCUAUGGGUGGUCCGACGACUCUCCAAUACUUCUGAAAGCCUUUGUCCUCUGAACCUCUCUGACCAGUUCCAGCGAGCACAUGUGGCCUCCUAGAUGUGUGGAGCUGUCCCUGGAGCUGUAGCCCUUCACCACCAUCUCUACCUCCUUCCAUCUGAAGGAUCCUGAAAUCUCUGUCAUGGAGAAGUACCACGUGUUGGAGAUGAUCGGAGAAGGCUCUUUUGGGAGGGUGUACAAGGGUCGAAGAAAAUACAGUGCUCAGGUGGUGGCUCUGAAGUUCAUUCCAAAACUGGGACGUUCAGAGAAGGAGCUGAGGAAUCUGCAACGAGAGAUUGAAAUCAUGCGGGGUCUGCGGCAUCCCAACAUUGUGCAUAUGCUUGACAGCUUUGAAACUGACAAAGAGGUGGUGGUGGUGACAGACUAUGCUGAGGGAGAGCUCUUUCAGAUCUUGGAAGAUGAUGGAAAACUUCCAGAAGACCAGGUUCAGGCCAUUGCUGCCCAGUUGGUGUCCGCUCUGUACUAUCUGCAUUCCCACCGCAUUCUCCACCGUGACAUGAAACCUCAGAACAUCCUCCUUGCCAAGGGUGGUGGCAUCAAGCUCUGUGACUUUGGAUUUGCCCGGGCAAUGAGCACCAACACGAUGGUGCUGACAUCCAUCAAAGGCACACCACUUUAUAUGUCUCCAGAGCUGGUGGAAGAGCGACCUUACGACCACACUGCAGACCUCUGGUCUGUGGGCUGCAUACUGUAUGAGCUGGCUGUGGGCACCCCUCCCUUCUACACUACCAGCAUCUUUCAGUUGGUCAGCCUCAUUCUCAAGGACCCUGUGCGCUGGCCGACCACCAUUAGUCCUUGCUUCAAGAACUUCCUGCAGGGACUGCUCACCAAGGACCCUAGGCAGCGUCUGUCCUGGCCAGAUCUCUUACAUCACCCCUUUAUAGCUGGUCGUGUCACCAUAAUAACUGAACCAGCAGGCCCAGAUUUGGGUACCCCAUUCACCAGUCGCCUACCCCCAGAACUUCAGGUCCUAAAGGACCAACAGGCACACCAGCUGGCCCCCAAGGGCAAUCGUUCUCGAAUCUUGCGACAAGCCUGUAAACGCAUGGCUGAGGAGGCCAAGCAGAAGAAACACCAGAACACAGGACCUGCCCUUGAGCAAGAGGACAGGACCAGCAAGAUGGCUUCUGGCACAGCCCCUCUGCCUAGACUAAGAGCCACUCCUCAGGAACCAGGCCUCUUGGCUGGGAUCUUGGCCUCAGAAAUGAAGAACAGCUGGGCUGAGUGGGGGGCUGGAGAGGCCCCCCCUGUACCUCGGGAAAACCAGAUCAGCCAGGAUUCUGAACCAGCUCUCCUAGAGCUGAGGCCAGAGGUGGUGAGCCAGCGGAGCAUUGAUGCAGUGGACCUAGAAAAUGAGGAGCCCGACAGCGAUGAUGAGUGGCAGCACCUGCUAGACACCGCUGACCCUGUGCCUGUCCAGCUGAAGGCCCCCCUCACUCUGCUGUGCAAUCCUGACUUCUGCCAGCGCAUCCAGGGUCAGCUGCGCGAGGCAGGAGGGCAGAUCCUGAAAGGCAUGCUGGAGGGUGCUUCCCACAUCCUUCCUGCACUCCGGGUCUUGAGCAGUCUUCUGUCCAGCUGCAGCGACUCUGUUCUCUUGUACUCCUUCUGUCGUGAGGCAGGGCUCCCCGGGCUGCUGCUCAGCCUGCUCAGACACAGCCAGGACAGCAACAGUAUCCAGCAGAAGCCUCCCUGUUUGGUCAGCCCGACUGGAUAUCUGACACCUUUUUCACUGCCUUUUCUCUUCGUCUACAUUGCCCUUAUUCUCCGUCCUCUUCCCUGGCAGCAAUGUUGGUAUGGGACCUUCUUACGGCACCUGAUGGCUGUGAUUCAGGCCUAUUUUGCCUGCACCUUCAAUCUGGAGAGGAGCCAGACAGGUGACAGCCUACAGGUGUUUCAGGAGGCCGCCAACCUCUUUUUGGACCUGUUGGGGAAACUGCUGGCCCAACCAGAUGACUCUGAGCAGACUCUAAGGAGGGAUAGCCUUAUGUGCUUUACUGUUCUGUGUGAAGCCAUGGAUGGGAACAGCCGGACCAUCUCCAAAGCCUUUUACUCCAGCCUGCUGACUACCCAGCGGGCUGUGCUGGAUGGGCUCCUUCAUGGCCUGACAGUUCCCCAGCUCCCUUUCCACACACCCCCAGGAGCCCCCCAAGUGAGCCAGCCACUACGGGAGCAGAGUGAGGACCUGCCUGGAGCCAUGUCCUCUGCACUGGCAGCCAUAUGCACUGCUCCUGUGGGGCUGCCCAGCUGCUGGGAAGCCAAGGAGCAGAUCUCUCAGCAUUUGGCGAAUCAGCUCACCGAGGACGACAACCAACUGAGACCGUCCCUUAUCUCUGGCUUGCGGCAUCCCAUCCUGUGCCUACACCUUCUCAAGGUUCUCUACUCAUGCUGCCAUGUCAGUGAGUGCCUGUGCCAUCUGCUAGGGCAAGAGCCCCUGGCCUUGGAGUCACUGUUGAUGCUGGUCCAGGGCAAGGUAAAGGUAGUAGAUUGGGAAGAGUCUACUGAGGUGGCACUCUACCUCCUCUCCCUUCUUGUCCUUCGGCUGCAAGAUCUGCCAUCUGGAAUGGAGAAGCUAGGCAAUGAGAUUGCUACUCUCUUUACCCAUUCACACGUUGUCUCUCUCGUGAGUGCAGCAGCCUGCCUGUUGGGUCAACUUGGUCAGCAAGGGGUGACCUUUGACCUCCAGCCUGUGGAGUGGAUUGCCGCAGCCUCACACGCUCUGUCUGCCCCUGCAGAGGUCCGGCUGACUCCACCAGGUGGCUGUGGAUUCUAUGACGGCCUCCUCAUCCUGCUGCUGCAGCUUCUCACCCAGCCAGGGAAGGGUAGCCUGAUAAGGGACGUGGCUAGCUCAGAAAUGUGGACCAUUCUAUGGCACCGCUUCUCCAUGGCUCUAAGGCUCCCCGAGGAGGUGUCUCCACAGGAAUCACAGCCAUCACAAAGCCCAGAGCCAGACUGGACGCUGAUCUCACCCCAAGGCAUGGCAGCCCUGCUGAGCCUGGCCGUGGCCACCUUCACCCAGGAGCCCCAGUUAUGCCUGAGCCACCUGUCUCAACGUGGAAGUAUCCUCAUGACCACCCUGAAGCACCUGCUUUCCCCCAGCUUCCUGCGUCAGCUGGGCCAGGCACCUCACGGGUCUGGGUUUCUGCCCGUCGUGGUGCUCUCUGUCUGCCAGCUCCUCUGCUUCCCCUUCGCCCUGGAUGUGGAUGCCGACCUCCUUGGAGGUGUGUUAGCUGACUUAGUGGACUCAGAAGUCACAGCCCGCCUGCUGCAGGUCUGCUGCCACCAUCUUCCGUUGACGCAAGUUGAGUUGCCUGUCAGCCUCCUCACACACCUGGCCCUCACGGAUUCCACCUCUCUCAACCAGUUUGUGAACACAGUGGCUGCCUCCCCUAGAACCAUCAUCUCCUUCCUCUCAGUUGCCCUCUUGGGUGACCAGCCGCUGCUGACCUCUGACAUUCUCUCCUUGCUGGCCCACACAGCCCGAGUACUGUCCCCCAGCCACUUGUCCUUCAUCCAAGAACUCCUGGCUGGCUCUGAUGAAUCCUAUCGGCCCCUGCGCAGCCUCCUGGGCCACCCAGAGAAUUCUGUGCGGGCCCGCACUUACGGGCUCCUGGGCCACCUGCUGCAAUACAGCAUGGCUGUGCGUGGGGCACUGCAGAGCCAGGCUGGGCUGCUCAACCUUCUGCUGCUGGGGCUUAGAGACAAGGACCCUGCCGUGCGGCGCGGUGCCAGCUUUGCCGUGGGCAACGCAGCCUACCAAGCUGGUCCCCUGGGACCUGCCUUGGCAGCCGCGAUACCCAGUGUGACCCAGCUACUUGGAGAUCCUCAGGCUGGUAUCCGGCGCAAUGCCGCAUCAGCUCUGGGCAACUUGGGCCCUGAGGGAUUGGGGGAGGAGCUGUUACAAUGCCAAGUACCCCAACGGCUCCUAGAGAUGGCCUGUGGAGACCCCCAGCUAAACGUGAAGGAGGCCGCCCUCAUUGCCCUCCGGAGCCUCCGACAGGAGCCCUGCAUCCAUCAGGUGCUGGUGUCCCUGGGGGCCAGUGAGCGAUUAGCCAUGCUCUCUCUGGGGAAUCAGCUACUGCCGCAUAGCAGCCCCAGGCCUGCCUCUGCCAAACACUGCAGGAAACUCAUUCACCUCCUGAGGCCAACCCACAGCACGUGAUCUCAGAUUCCUACGGUCCAUCCACCCACUUUCGUUACCCCUCUAUUGCCAACCUUUUUCUACUAUUCAAGCCACCAACUCAACCAAGAACUAAAAAGAGACUAAAAAAAGAGAUAAGCUACAAGUCAAAUGAUUUAAGAACGAGAAACUAGAAGAGAUUUAUGUAUAAAGCUCCCUCCUUUCUCCAGAUUCAGGAUGAUUUCAAUCAGUAAACUUCAUUGCUGUUGGUGCCA